Messenger RNA from Chelonus insularis, 1794 nucleotides. RefSeq names its product zinc finger matrin-type protein 3-like. Gene Ontology annotation, molecular function: nucleic acid binding; zinc ion binding. Lineage: Eukaryota; Metazoa; Arthropoda; Insecta; Hymenoptera; Braconidae. Bases 373 to 1755 code for a protein of 460 amino acids. The record is from RefSeq and is a predicted model, not a curated record. The transcript is spliced from 8 exons.
UUGCAUCUGAAAGGAAAGAAAAUAUUAUAAGCUAUGUUAUUCAUCUUAAUGAAGAUUGAUUAUAAUUUAUGAUAAAUACUUUGUCACAAUAGGAUCAACGAAUGAACCUCUGCAAAUAAAACAUUUGAAUGACGUCUAUUUACGCAUGCGCGAGAACACCAGACGCCCCCUAGUAACGACAAAAGAUAUCAAAAGAUUUCAUGGAACAUUACUUGAAGUUGUAGGAUACACACUUAUUUUCAUUUUCCUUCAGUUUCAUUUGAAAAAUGAAAAUAUAAAACGGUGUAACGAAAUGUAAUAACCUUUUCUGUAUAUAAAUAUUGUUAUUGUGUGUGAAGCAAAAUGUUUGUUGAUGAUUUGAAUGGUUAAAACAUGUCAAGGAGUAAAGGAGUUAUUGAAAACCCUGAAGUACCAGGUUGUGAACAAAAUUUACCUCCACCACCACCAGGAUUAUCUAUCCCACAUAAAAAUGAAACAAACCCAUCACCUCCAUCAUCAAAUGGAUCGCAACAAUCUCUUAACAAUGUUGUUGUUGAUCAGUCAAGCCAACAGGUUCCUUGGUGGAUACCAACUGAUGCUGAUACUCAAGAUUUAUAUUCUCAUCAAUGGUUUGAGAGUCAAAAACCUUGUUUUAUAUCUCCACCGCCACCACCACCACCACCUCCACCACCGCCACCGACACCACUUUUAUCACAGUCAAAAUCACCUGUAGUGUUGUUGACGCAACAACAAAUACAACCAUUUUCAGAGAAAACUAAAAAUAAAGGAUUUAAACGAAAAUUAAAAGAACUUGAUCCUGCUGAAGAUGCGGAGAGAGUUGCAAGUGCCCAGAGGGAACUUACUGCUCUAAUGAAACCACUCAAGUGUGAUCUUUGUAAUGCAGUUAUGAAUUCUACACUCCAGGCUAAAUUGCAUUAUGAUGGAAAACCCCAUCAGAAAAAAGUAUCCAUGUUUCUCAAUCAAAGUGUAAAAAAAAUAAAAGUUGAAGAUAAUCACAUUGCUAUUGAUGGAAGUACUGAUAACAGUAGUAGUAAUAAUGGAAUAAUAAAUGACUGGAAUACUUUUUGUUCGAUUUGUAAAACGUGGUUUACGUCUCAUACUGAUGCUGCUCAACAUUAUGCUGGAAAAAAACACAUUAAAGCAACAACAGGAAUGAAUAAACAAAGGAUACAGAAAAAACCUGUAUAUAAAAAUCCUAAUAUAGAUCCAUCAGGAAGAUAUGGGAUUGGAAUGGGUUUUCAAUCGGAAAAUAUUGGAUUUCCUACAGUUAUUGACAAUGUUUCACCAGAGAACAAUUUACCAAUAGCUACUAGUUUAAUAACAUCACCAACAGCGAUGACUUAUGGUGCUGCUCUUCGUUGUGAUUUGUGUGGUGUUUCUGCCAAUCGUUUGGAGCAGUUAGAAACUCAUAAAAGAGGAGCGAGACACCAAAAAAUGCUCAGAUUGAAUGGUGUUGAUGCAACUGUUUUAUCAGAUACUUCGGUGCUACCAAUACCACCACCACCUCCACCACCAUCACUACCGGCGCCAAUAGUUAAUUUAUCAACUAUCAUUGACUAUUCUAUUUACAGAACACCAUCUGGUUCUUAUUAUUGUGCACCAUGUAAUAAGUCAUUUGCUUCUGAGAACAGUUUUGCCCAACAUGUUGAAAGUAAAAAACAUAAAAGUCAAAUUAAUCCAAAAUUUCCUGUUACAACCACUACAAUUACCACCACCUCCUCAACCAAAAAAGUCAAAUUGAAAAAAUUAGUGUAAAUUUGUAAAUGUUUUUUAUAAAAAAGUUAAUUAAGCAAA